AGGGCAGCAGCCUGUUUCAUCGCCUGUGGGACCAGCGAAUGCUCCUGAGCCCCCAAGAUGAGAUGAAGUUCCUGUUGCACCGGCUCGUUGCUAUUGGCAGCCUCUCCCCUGGCCUUGCUGACAAAAGGGAGCUGGGAGCUCAUUUCGAGAGCCUCAAUCAGAGGGUGCAGCGCAGUCACCAAGGAGAGGAGAUCACAGGGCUGCUCCUGCUCUACCCGUCCCACAUGGUUCACAUCGUCGAGUGUUCCAGCGAGGCCCUUAUCUCCGUGCUGCAGGACCUGGGAGAGCUGCUGACGCGCCCCUCCGAUAGCGUCAUGGUUGUCCAGGCUAGGAUCCUGGUGGUGUCACAUGACAUCCCUCGGAGACUCUUCCAGCAGUGGACCUUCAAGGUACUCGCUCCACCGGCUCGGUCACCGGCCGGCGGAACAGAACACGAGCCCACAGAGAAGCUGGUGGCCGACACCCUGACCCAACUGAUGAAGCUGGGCAGCCGCCUGCUCGAAACCCUCAAGGGCUCAGAGGCUGCCCAGGAGGCCUCAGUCGACCAGAUGCCGGAGGUGAUGCUCUCGCAGGAGGUCCUGGGUCAGCUGCUGGAGAGAGAGGAUCUGCUCACACCACCGCAGUACCUUCAGACCUACCACUCACCCGUGGAUGUGCUCCUGGACUCAGGACACGUCUUCGGAAGCAACCAGCCAGCCACGGUUUAGCUCGGAGGUCAAAGCCUGACAUCGAUAUCCACUGGGACACCAGAGAAUAUGUCAUAACCCAGGAAGACAGCUCCAGCAUGGGAUC
Molecule: messenger RNA, 792 nt
Organism: Scleropages formosus (Asian bonytongue)
Lineage: Eukaryota; Metazoa; Chordata; Actinopteri; Osteoglossiformes; Osteoglossidae
Gene: tex47
Product: testis expressed 47
Exons: 8
Coding region: 39-707 (222 amino acids)
Source: RefSeq, a predicted model, not a curated record